Messenger RNA from Bubalus bubalis (water buffalo), 2470 nucleotides. It is a transcript of the gene MFSD8, whose product is annotated as major facilitator superfamily domain containing 8. Gene Ontology annotation, biological process: transmembrane transport. The coding region runs from base 355 to 1776 and encodes 473 amino acids. NCBI's taxonomy places the organism in Eukaryota, Metazoa, Chordata, Mammalia, Artiodactyla, Bovidae. The record is from RefSeq and is a predicted model, not a curated record. Gene Ontology annotation, molecular function: transmembrane transporter activity. The transcript has 12 exons. Gene Ontology annotation, cellular component: lysosomal membrane.
GCGCAGUUGGAACUGGCGCCUUUCCCUGCAUCAGGCUUAGUGGGCAAAAUAAGGGGUGCCAGAGCGGCUGCAGCCGGCGGCAAGUCGCGCGAGAUUGCAAGAUGCGCUGCCACUUUCUAGAAAGGGCAUCGAGUUGCGGAGCACCUUUGAGCCGGCGGGUUCUGGUGAAGGUGUUAGAGAAAUGCAAACUGCUUCUUGUACUUUCGCUCCGUUGGUGAUGCAGCAACCAAUUGGCCCAUUACAGAACCGACCACUGUAUACGUUUCACGCUGUUUUAAUCGAGAAUGGGAUAUUAUAGAAACUGAGGAGCAUUAUAAGAGCCGAUGGAGAUCUAUUAGGAUUCUGUAUCUUACUAUGUUUCUUAGCAGUGUAGGAUUUUCUAUUGUGAUAAUGUCAAUAUGGCCAUAUCUCCAAAAGAUUGAUCAGACUGCUGAUGCAAGUUUUUUGGGCUGGGUUAUUGCUUCAUAUAGCCUUGGCCAGAUGGUAGCUUCACCUAUAUUUGGUUUGUGGUCUAAUUACAGACCAAGAAAAGAGCCUCUUAUUGUUUCCAUUUUCAUUUCGGUGGCAGCCAACUGCCUCUAUGCAUAUGUCCAUGUUCCACCUUCUCAUAAUAAAUACUACAUGUUGGCUGCUCGUGGAUUGGUAGGAUUUGGGGCAGGAAAUGUAGCUGUUAUUAGGUCAUAUAUUGCUGGUGCUACCUCUCUUCAGGAAAGAACAAGUUCCAUGGCAAACACAAGUGCAUGUCAAGCAUUAGGCUUUAUUCUAGGUCCAGUUUUUCAGACUUGUUUUGCACUCAUUGGAGAAAAGGGCGUGACGUGGGAUGUCAUUAAGCUGCAGAUAAACAUGUACACAGCACCAGUUUUACUGGGCGCCUUCCUGGGAAUUUUAAAUAUUAUUCUGAUCCUUACUAUAUUAAGAGAACAUCGUGUGGAUGACUCAGGACGACAGUGUAAAAAUAUUAAUUUUGAAGAAGUAAGUACAGAUGAAGUUCAAGUCCCCCAAGAAAAUAUUGAUCAAGUUGCUGUUGUGGCCACCAAUGUUCUGUUUUUUGUGAUUCUCUUUAUCUUUGCCCUUUUUGAAACCAUUGUGACUCCGUUAACAAUGGAUAUGUAUGGCUGGACCAGAGAACAAGCUGUAUUAUAUGAUGGAAUAAUACUUGCUUCUCUUGGAGUUGAGGCAGUUAUUAUUUUCAUGGGGAUAAAAUUACUUUCCAAAAAGAUUGGUGAGCGUGCUCUUCUACUGGGAGGACUCAUCAUUAUAUGGGUUGGCUUCUUUGUCUUGUUACCUUGGGGAAAUCAGUUUCCCAAAAUACAGUGGGAAGAUUUACAUAAUAACUCAAUCCCUAAUACCACAUUUGGAGAAAUAAUUAUUACUCUUUGGAAGUCUCCGAGAGAAGAUCACAGUGAAGAACCAACUGGUUGCCCAGUUGAACAAGCAUGGUGCCUAUAUACCCCCAUGAUCCAUCUGGCCCAGUUCCUCAUAUCAGCUGUGCUAAUUGGAAUAGGCUAUCCAUCCUGCAAUGUUAUGUCCUAUACAUUAUAUUCGAAAAUUCUGGGACCAAACCCUCAGGGUGUGUACAUGGGCUGGUUAACAGCGUCUGGAAGUGCAGCACGGAUUCUUGGACCUGUGUUCAUCAGCCAAGUGUACACUGCCUGGGGUCCACGGUGGGCUUUCAGCCUAGUGUGUGGGAUGGUGGUGCUCACCAUUACACUCCUGGGUGUGGUUUACAGAAGACUCAUUGCUUUUUCUGUAAGGCAUGGAAGGAUUCAAGAGUAACCUAGCUAAGACUGUGUGGAAAGUACACUUGUGUGGAACUUUCUCUUUUUUAAGACUCUUCUUGACAACUGCUACGAGUCAGUUUCCUAAAGUCAGGUUGUAGGUAAUAGUGUAUGUUGCAAAACAAGAAUGUAUAUUGAAUAAAAUAGGGAAUUCUAUGUGUAAUUGUGACUAGCAAGGUAAUAUGAAAAUUCUGGAUUAUAGUUUUCCUUAUCUCAAAAAAAGAAACAGUUUCCAUAAGACCUUUUUUUGGGGAUGGCAUGAAGUCAUGAAUGAAUAGAUGGUGCUCUAUAAAUGUGAAGUUAUAUUAUUUUAUUUACUUUUUCUCUUGUCUCAGUAGUGGUAGGGAAGACCCAGCAGUUUUCAAUCUUGUCUCCAUAGCUACUCAGAACCACAGGAUUUAAAAUUUGGAUAGGCCAUGGUAGCCCCAAUAUAGUUUUUUAAUGAAUAUCUAGGUAAAAUGCCUUUAACUAACAGUUUACCGAGUUUACUAGAAGUUGGCUAAAUUACACUGUGUACACAUCACUACCUCACAUGAAUCUGAAUGCUGCUAAACGGGACUAGUACAGAGCUAUAUAGAUGGAUGAUCUGUAUUACCCCAAAAUGCAAAAAUGUUUCUAAAUACUUUUCCAAAUGUUUCCUACUGUUAUAAAAAUUUUCAAAACCGAGAGUAAACAUUAUAAUCUGCACUUUA